CCCCGCCCCCUCUGGUCGAGGCCUACGGCGGUGCAGGGGUGGGAACCUGGGUGCGGGUGCGCGCACAGUGUUUUGCACUCGGACGGACGCUAGGGAGCAGUUAUGCUCCAUUUGGUGUCUAGAUGUUCUGCAAGGCUCUUCUGGGCAUCUCCACGGUGGAGGAGGACCUACACUCAGGGAGCCUCAUUGAGGUUGAAGUGGCUGGGUUGCCCUCACCAUAGGUGCAGCCCCUUGGCUUGCAGAGAGUACUCCUCUGCCUCUGGUAGCCCUGAGGUGAUGCUGACCCCUGAGCGAUACCCUGUGCAACGCCUGCCAUUUUCUACUGUGUCCGAGGAGGACGUGGCUGCCUUUGAAUGCAUCAUACCUGGCAGAGUUGUCACAGAUCCAGAGCAACUGGAGGCAUGCAAUGUGGACUGGCUGAGGAGCGUCCGGGGCAGUAGUAAAGUGUUGCUGAGGCCCCAGACCUCUGAGGAAGUGUCCCAGAUUCUUAGGCAUUGCUGUAAGAGGAACUUGGCUGUGAACCCACAGGGAGGGAACACUGGCAUGGUGGGGGGCAGUGUCCCCGUCUUUGAUGAAGUCAUCCUGUCCACUGCCCUCAUGAAUAAAGUCAUCAGCUUUCAUGAUGUAUCCGGGAUUCUGGUCUGCCAGGCGGGCUGUGUGCUGGAGGAGCUCAGUCGCUAUGUGCAGGAGCGAGACUUCAUCAUGCCUCUGGACUUGGGAGCAAAGGGCAGCUGCCACAUGGGGGGUAACGUGGCAACCAAUGCCGGUGGUCUGCGCUUUCUGCGAUAUGGCUCACUUCGAGGGACUGUCCUGGGCCUGGAAGUGGUACUUGCUGAUGGGACCAUCCUGAACUGCCUGACCUCCCUGAGGAAGGAUAACACAGGCUAUGACCUGAAGCAGCUGUUCAUUGGCUCAGAGGGGACGCUGGGGGUCAUCACUGCUGUGUCCAUCCUGUGCCCACCCAGGCCCAAGGCUGUGAAUGUGGCUUUCCUCGGUUGCCCUGGGUUUGCUGAGGUUCUGCAGACAUUCAGUACUUGCAAGGGGAUGCUGGGAGAGAUCCUGUCUGCGUUUGAAUUUAUGGACGCUGAAUGCAUGCAUUUGGUUGGGCAGCACCUCCACCUGACCAACCCAGUACAAGAGAGUCCAUUCUAUGUCCUGGUUGAGACGUCAGGCUCCAGUGCAGGGCAUGAUGCUGAGAAGCUGACCAGUGUCCUGGAGCAGGUGCUGAACUCUGGCCUGGUGAGCGAUGGCACGAUGGCUACCGACCAGAAGAAAGUCCAGAUGCUGUGGGCCCUUCGGGAGAGGAUCACAGAGGCGCUCAGCCGUGAUGGCUACGUGUUCAAGUAUGACAUAUCCCUCCCCGUGGAGCGACUCUAUGACCUGGUGGUCGACCUACGCACCCGCCUUGGCCCUCGUGCCAAGCAUGUUGUGGGAUACGGGCACUUGGGGGAUGGCAACCUUCACCUGAAUGUGACGGCAGAGGCCUUUAGCCAGGAGUUGCUUGGUGCCUUGGAGCCCUAUGUGUAUGCCUGGACAGCGGAGCAGAGGGGCAGUGUGAGCGCCGAGCAUGGCCUGGGCUUCAAGAAGAAGAACGUACUCCACUAUAGCAAGCCCCCUGAGGCCGUGAGGCUUAUGCAACAGCUCAAGGGCCUGCUGGACCCCAAAGGCAUCCUGAACCCCUAUAAGACUCUGCCUGUUCAGGCCUAACUGUGGGUCACCGGAACCUUGGACGUGCAG
Molecule: messenger RNA, 1737 nt
Organism: Phodopus roborovskii (desert hamster)
Lineage: Eukaryota; Metazoa; Chordata; Mammalia; Rodentia; Cricetidae
Gene: D2hgdh
Product: D-2-hydroxyglutarate dehydrogenase
Exons: 10
Coding region: 103-1707 (534 amino acids)
Cellular component (GO): mitochondrion
Molecular function (GO): catalytic activity; FAD binding
Source: RefSeq, a predicted model, not a curated record